CCAAUUAACACGCAAUAAUUUCUGCGAAAGAAUCCUUUCCUCACCUCAGAGACAAAACCUAAAGUAAUUCUGUGGAGUUAUGAAGGGGAGAAUUACCAGAGAUGCCUUCGUCUCCUAAGUUCCUCUACCCUCGCCAGCAAUGGCUUUUUUACAACCAACGAUCUUCUCUUCUUAUCUGUUGUCUUCUCAUCGGAAUCACUGGUUUUUCUUUCGGAUUAGUCCUCAUCCUGAGGUUCAGCUCUGGGUAUAUAUGUAGGAAUGCUGAACCUAGAUCUGUCUCUGUUGUUUGGGAGAGGAAUAUCAUCAGUAACGGUGGCAUCGGCGAUGGGAGUCCUUCUGCUUCAGAUGGAGAUCAGAACAGACAUAAGGUGAUGGGAUUUGUUGGAAUUCAGACUGGUUUUGGAUCUGGUGGAAGGAGAAAAUCGUUGCGGCAGACUUGGAUUCCUUCUGAUCGCCAAGGUCUUCAACGUUUGGAAGAGACCACUGGUUUGGCUUUUAGAUUUGUGAUUGGGAGAACCAGUGAUCGAUCAAAGAUGGCAGAGCUUAGACAAGAGGUGGCAGAAUAUGAUGACUUCUUGUUGCUAGAUAUUGAGGAGGAGUACAACAGACUUCCAAAUAAAACGUUAGCUUUCUUCAAAGCUGCAUAUGGACUUUUUGAUUCUAAGUUCUAUGUUAAAGCUGAUGAUGACAUAUAUUUGAGGCCAGAUCGUCUUUCGUUACUCUUGUCAAAGGAGCGCUCUCACACUCAAACUUACCUUGGUUGCAUGAAAAAGGGUCCAGUUUUGACUAACCCAAAACUCAAAUGGUAUGAGCCUCUAUCUUACUUGCUAGGAAAGGAGUAUUUUCUUCAUGCUUAUGGACCUAUAUAUGCUCUUUCUGCAGAGGUCGUUGCAAACAUGGUUGCUUUAAAAAAUGACAGCUUCCGGAUGUUCAGCAAUGAGGAUGUCACAAUUGGUUCAUGGAUGCUUGCAAUGAAUGUCAACCAUGAGGAUAGUCGACUACUUUGUGAACCCAAGUGCACAUCAUCAUCCAUUGCUGUUUGGGACAUUCCUAGAUGCUCAGGGCUCUGCAAUCCAGAAAAGAAAUUAUUAAGACUUCAUGGGCAGGAGAUUUGCUCAAAGAGUCCAACUGUGUUUUCUGCUGAGUAAAGGUCAUACCUCUGUAUCUAGUAGAAUGAUGAGAUGCUACUGGAGAAAGAAAACGAGGAUGCACUAAUAUAUCUUAUGCUUGCAUUCAAACUGCCAUUUUUAUAUUGCUAUUCUUUCAAGGGGUUUUCCUUUUCAUCCCCUC
Telopea speciosissima is the source of this 1290-nucleotide messenger RNA. Its product is annotated as probable beta-1,3-galactosyltransferase 14. Gene Ontology annotation, cellular component: Golgi membrane. Gene Ontology annotation, molecular function: hexosyltransferase activity. The record is from RefSeq and is a predicted model, not a curated record. The transcript is spliced from 7 exons. Lineage: Eukaryota; Viridiplantae; Streptophyta; Magnoliopsida; Proteales; Proteaceae. The coding region runs from base 102 to 1148 and encodes 348 amino acids.